CUUUCCCCAUGUCUGAUACCGAAAUCUCUUUCACACACACACACACUCUCUCUCUCUCCACCGUCCACUUCCUUCAGCAAUCUUGUACUCUCUCCAUCUCUCUAUAAAAGCAAAGGCAACUAGCCAUAAACUGUUCCCACACAACCUUACCUUUUUCACCCAUGGCUGACCCCUACUCCAAUUUCUUCUCUUCCUCUCCCUUCUUCCGUUUCAACCACCACCAUUUCCCAUCUUCAACUAGCCCUUCUCCCCAACACCACAACUUCAUCAAAACCAACGACACCGCAACCUUUUUCCACUACCACCACGCCGCAACAACUUUUUCUUCUCUGCCACCUUCUUCCCCUCCUCUCAGAGAAGAACUACCCCUCCUGCGGCUGAGCCCGCCGAAGCAAGAGGAGGAGGAGGACGACCCCUCUUGCACCGGAGCCAUGGAAGUGGAGGAGGGGAUCCACAAUAUCCACCCCAAGGAGGAGGAAGAAGAUGAUGAAGAUGGUACUGUCACUGUUGCACUCCACAUAGGCUUGCCAAGCCCUAGUGCUGCUGAGAUGGCUUCUGUCCUCUCUUCUUCCUCCGAAAUCACUGACAAAGAACAUGGUGAUGGUGCUCAUGCUCAGGAUUCUUCUGCACCCUUCAGACUCAACAAGGGCCAGUACUGGAUCCCUACCCCUUCUCAGAUUCUCAUUGGUCCUACUCAGUUCUCUUGCCCUGUUUGUUGCAAAACUUUCAACAGAUACAACAACAUGCAGAUGCAUAUGUGGGGGCAUGGAUCACAGUACAGAAAAGGACCUGAGUCUCUGAGGGGUACCCAACCAACGGGCAUGCUGAGGCUUCCUUGCUAUUGUUGUGCCCCAGGGUGCAGAAACAACAUUGACCACCCAAGAGCAAAGCCUCUCAAAGACUUUAGAACACUUCAAACGCAUUACAAGAGGAAGCAUGGGAUCAAGCCCUUCAUGUGCAGGAAAUGUGGCAAGGCUUUUGCUGUGAGAGGAGAUUGGAGAACUCAUGAGAAGAACUGUGGCAAGCUUUGGUACUGCAUCUGCGGCUCCGAUUUCAAGCACAAGAGGUCUCUUAAAGACCACAUUAAAGCUUUUGGAAGUGGCCAUGCAGCUUAUGGGAUCGAUGGAUUCGAAGAGGAAGAUGAGCCAGCAUCUGAAGUAGAGCAAGAUAAUGAUUCCACCCAGUAACUAAUGAAUGAGACUGCAUGGGUUUAUAUAUGUGAAUUAUCCUAGUUAUUUUGUGAAAUGAUUGGGGAUGAAUAUAUAUAAAGCCUUGGCUUCCUAUUUCAGAACUAUAUAUAAGCACCAAGUUUAAAUGGAAAGACAGUUUUCUCUCUUUUUUUUUUUUUUUCUUCUAUUGCAAUGUUAGCUAGGAGAGACUAAUGGAUACAAAACACAGCUGCAAGCUAGAGAUUUAUAUAUAUGUCCAACUUCUUUAAAUUUGUUAGCGUGUAUAAGAUAUCUUUCCCUUCUCUUGUUAAGAUGCUUAAGACAUUAAUUGAAGAUGAAUUAAUUAGUAUUAUUCUGAA
This is a messenger RNA of Cajanus cajan (pigeon pea), 1528 nucleotides long. RefSeq names its product C2H2-type zinc finger family protein (gene NTT). Gene Ontology annotation, molecular function: DNA-binding transcription factor activity. NCBI's taxonomy places the organism in Eukaryota, Viridiplantae, Streptophyta, Magnoliopsida, Fabales, Fabaceae. Gene Ontology annotation, cellular component: nucleus. The record is from RefSeq and is a predicted model, not a curated record. Gene Ontology annotation, biological process: anatomical structure development; regulation of gene expression.